GCGGUGCGGCUCGAGCCCCGUGCUGCCCCUGUCAGAGCAGAAAGCCCAUCUAGCGGCCGCGGCGCCUCGGCUCCUCGGGCUCAGGCUGGGAGGGCGACAGCGCGGGAACGGAAAGAAACUGGAAACGAAGACUCGACGCGGGAAAAUGGAACUCUGAGUGUGCGCGCGAGCUUGUUUGAUUUCAAAUUUGGUCCAGAAAGCAAAUGAAAGCACUGAGGCGAAGUUUGGCUCCUUGGUUGCGAUGGCGAUGUCGCUGAGUGAGUGAGGGACGCGGCGCGAGGGAGCGGACGAGCACCAACUUUCCGAAGGCGCGCGUCCCAGGUCGCGCGCGCGCCACCCAACCAGUCCAGCCCAGUCCAGCCCAGUCCAGCGCAGCCCAGUCCAUCACACUCCAGCCCAGCCCAGUCCAGUCCAGUGCAGCCCGGCUCGCACUUUUUUCCCCGGAUGUUUCAUGUGAGCGCGCGGUGACGCCGCUCCCGCCAGUUAAACUGCAGAGCUAUUCUUUUUUGAGGGGUUGAAGUGCAGAGACAGCGCGCGCCGGGUUAAGGGGGGAUUUGUGCAGCGCGUGCUGGUGCGGAGCGCCGGAGGCUUUUAAGGAGAGGAGGAGGAGGUGAUCUGUCCGGUUCCUUCAUGGCUUGUAAUGGAAGGGCAAUGAGAGCGGGUUUCAGGCAGGAAUAAAAGCCAACAGGAUGCGGGAGCGGGACAUGCAGAGUGUAUGUGCGUGGCUGCUGCUGCUGACCCUGGCCUUGCUGUCCCUGUGGGGUCGGCUGACUCUGGCCUCACACCGCACCCACAUUGUGCAUGUAAAGGCUGGAACGUGUGAAGUGAUUGCGGCUCAUCGCUGCUGUAAUAAGAACAAGAUAGAGGAGAGAUCUCAGACUGUAAAGUGCUCCUGCUUACCCGGACAAGUGGCCGGAACCACCAGAGCAGCUCCGUCCUGUGUGGAUGCAUCAAUAGUAGCUCAGAAGUGGUGGUGUCAGAUGCAGCCAUGUCUGGAUGGAGAAGAAUGUAAAGUUCUACCUGACCUUACCGGCUGGAGCUGCAGCACCGGCAACAAGGUCAAAACAACCAAGGUGACCCGGUAGUGGCAUCCUCCAGUCUGGACUGUGGGGGGUGUUGGCAGGGGAAACAGAAGACAGGAGGACUUACAGUGUAUGGAAGCGGUCACCCUUAGUAAAGUAAUAUGAGAAGCAAAGUCUCGUAUUCCCAUCCCAUUCAUGAAAAUGAGGACCAUCCUAGUGGUCAGCUUUCCUCCUUCCCCUGCUCACCCCCCUCCUCCCUGGCUCUGCCGUCUUCAGUGUCUGCCACAAAUCUCCUCAGCGCAGGUACAAGGACGAAAGACUGUCUGCUCGCCGCAGUCCACCAGGCAUGGGGAUUAUAUCUGACAGAAGAACGCUCACAGUGGCGGAUGGCCCACCUCUAACGUCGGAAGUUAUUUUAUCUUUUUACUUUCUGCCUCUCCCCACCGCUCUGACGUUCUGUUGUGCUCCUGGAUCCCCCCCUCGCGUCUGUCGAUGCUUCUCGUAAUCACACCUUUUGUACCCAGAACGAAAGGUGACAUUUUUGUUUCCUCUUCCAGAACCUUGUCCUUCUCAGCAUUUUAACUUUGGAAAGUAGAGCUGAAGUUCUGGACUUACUGACCAUCUGUAGAUUAUUUUGUUCCUUUUUCUAAUAAAUAAAUAAUAAGUACAAUUUUUGACCCGAAAAGGACUCGAAUAAAACAGAUAGAUAGAUGUUAUGGUAUAAUUCUGUAAAAGUGUAAAAGGUUGUAAAAAAAAAAGAAAAAAAAAAAAAAGAAUCUGAUUCUUAGAAUCAAUCUGAAUACAUGAAAAGAACUCUAACAGUUUUAAUAUCGAUGUUUUUAACCAGCCUGGUAACUGCUAUUGAGUACAUGUGUCAGUAUUAUCUAAAAUAAAUAAAGCUAUUUCAAAGAAUAAA
Molecule: messenger RNA, 1938 nt
Organism: Pygocentrus nattereri (red-bellied piranha)
Lineage: Eukaryota; Metazoa; Chordata; Actinopteri; Characiformes; Serrasalmidae
Gene: tafa3b
Exons: 5
Coding region: 690-1085 (131 amino acids)
Molecular function (GO): receptor ligand activity
Source: RefSeq, a predicted model, not a curated record